UGGGCACAGGUGGGUGGCACUGGUGGGCACAGGUGGGUGGCACUGGUGGGUGGGCACAGGUGGGUGGCACUGCUGGGCACAUGUAGGUGGCACUGCUGGGCACAGGUAGGUGGCACUGCAGAGUGGCACAGGUGGGGGCACUGCUGGGAACGGGUGGGCGGGGCUAGUGGGCGCACUGCUGGGCGGAACUUGCGGGUGUCACUGCUGGGCACCGAUCAUCAGGGCACUGAUCAUCAGUGCCCUGAUGAUCGGUGCCGAUCCCCGCUCUGACAACUGCCGGUUCUCGGCAGUACUUUCCUCACGAUCUGACAGCGUGAGGAAAGUGCAGCCGAGAACCGGCACUUGCAU
Messenger RNA from Staurois parvus, 348 nucleotides. NCBI's taxonomy places the organism in Eukaryota, Metazoa, Chordata, Amphibia, Anura, Ranidae. The record is from the annotation of a GenBank genome assembly.